This is a messenger RNA of Tachysurus vachellii, 1908 nucleotides long. RefSeq lists its product as uncharacterized. Lineage: Eukaryota; Metazoa; Chordata; Actinopteri; Siluriformes; Bagridae. Bases 30 to 989 code for a protein of 319 amino acids. The transcript is spliced from 8 exons. The record is from RefSeq and is a predicted model, not a curated record.
UGUUCACUUUACUCACUUCUCACACUCACAUGAUGAUGUGGAUGACAGAGUUGUUCCUUCUAACGAUACUCAUCACAGGAACGAUUUCAGGGAGUCUGAAUGUCUUCAAGGUAAAUCUUAUGUCUGUACAACAAGGAAAGUCUAUCACCAUUCCUUGUUUAUAUGGUGCAGAUUAUAAAAAUCAUGAAAAGUACCUGUGUUUUGGAUAUGCUCCUGUUUGCAAAGAAGUUCAGUCCAUUAAAGAGAUCUCAGAUGACCAAACCAAUCUUAUAUUUACUGUUACUACAAAAAAAUUAACACCUAGAGAUACUGGUUAUUACUGGUGUUCUGUUAGGAAGUAUUUCAUUGAUGCAAUAUCAGGAUUUCAUCUGGAAGUCACAACAGCUACUCCUAAGCUGUAUGUGGAUAAUCAAAUGAUCACUGCAUAUGAAGGAGGCCAGGUGGUGAUUUCCUGCUAUCAUCGAUUCAAUAACUCUAAUAAAUGGUGUAAGAUUGGUGGUCCGUGUGUGAGCACUAUUGGAAACAUAAGUGAUGCAUCAGUGGAGCUCAGUGAAAUGGACUUGGGUUUUAGAGUGACCAUGAGCAAGCUGACAAUAAACAACACAGGAUGGUACAUGUGCUUAGCAGAAAAUCAGCAGAUGCCUGUUCACAUCACCGUGCAAAGAUCGACAUCCAACAGGGAGAGAAGAUCAUUUGCAUGGGUCGUGAUUUUGGGAUUUCUGCUUGUAGUAGCCUGUAUAGCUGUGAUUCUUUUUAGGCCACACAAAGAAAUUGCUGAAAUGUUCUCAUCACGCAAGAGAUCUGAAAAUUUAUAUGUAAGCAUGAAAAGACCAAAUCUACAAACAAAUCAACAUGAAGAUGAAGAAGCUCAAGAAUAUGAAAUUAUGUUCAGUCCUGAACAGACCCCGGGGGUUCAAGGGACAAACUGUAAAGGCAAUUAUUCAGAUGGAGGUCACAUUGCAGACAAAGAACAUUACUGCACCUGCUGAAUGUGAUUUGCAUUACAAUCAAGCGUGGAUCAUGAAGUCAAACGUAAAUAAGCUACAUGCAUUUCCCCAUAAACAGAAGUGAAAAAACAUGUCAAGCAGUGUGUUAUUUGAUUUGAUUUCAUGUGUAUUAUUCAAAUCCCUUCGAAAAAAAUUGACACAUCGAUAGAGUCAAUAGUUUGUAACAUACAUAAAUCUAGUUAUCACACAGAGUACUGCUGCUUCUUAACACUUUUUUUAAAUGUUUUUAGAUUUGCUUUUAAUUAUAUGGGUUUCUGUGUCUAUGAAAACAUGUAGCGUCUUUAAUACUUCAUGUUAUGCCUUUUCUUUCCUCAUAAACAUUCAGGAAAACAUUGUACUGAGCUUCUCUGAACCCUAUAAUAUGUUGUUCACACCAUGAAAUUGUGCAACAUUUUGGACUUUGCAGUUUGCUUAUGGUCCUCAAGGGGGCCUCAGUGAUAUUUGUUUAGCUUAACUUGAGUAUGGUAUGUAAGUAUUGUAUGUAUACAUGAUGUAAAUACACAAACCAGCAUUAAUCUAAGAUACAUAUAUUGAAAGUACUUCAUUACUUAUCAUGUCAUGGUCUAUAUAAAUGCCUCUGCAAAAAGAUUAAUGAUAAUGUACAUAAAAGUAUAGAAGAAAUAUUAUAUUUUGUAAAACACCAUUGUGUGCCUAUGUAUUGUACUAUAUAUGUGUUAUAUUGGAUGUUGUACCACAGUGCUAUUAUACAGAAUUCACAAAUCUGACUUUAUUUUCUACAUGAGCAGCUCUCAUGGUCAUUAUUUCAGCUGUAAUGUGAAACACAGGUUUGUAUUAAUGAGUUGUUUGUAUUUAUGCCGGAACAUUUCUACAGUAACUGCUCAUUCCCUUGUAUAGUGGCUACCUCACAUAAUCUACGCCAUUAAAUUUUCUACCACUGGAA